GCAACGCCUGGAUCUCUGGGUGGCCCGCGCGUCGCCGAUGGCUGCUCGCCGCCCCGCGCUCCUGGCCCUCGGCCUCGCCGCCGCCAGCGCGUGGCUGCUGAGCGGCGCCCUCGCGCCGCCUGCGCCGCGGGGUUUCGUCGCCCCCUCGCCGGCCCGGGCCCUGCGCGCGGGGGGCGGGGCGCUGGCGGGCGCGGGGGCCGAGAAGGCUGUGCCUGCUGUCAUCCUGCAGGCGCUGCCCGAGCCGAAGCCCAACGAGGAGAUGCUCCCCGUCGACCUCAACCGCACGUCCCUGUACUGGGGCCUGCUGACCAUCUGCAUCCUGUCCGUGCUCUUCUCCAGCUACCUGUUCAACUGAUCCCUGAGGGGGCGGGGUGUAAGCGGAUCCCUAUUCCUUCUCUCCUCCUGCCUUCUCUUUCUCGUUCCUCCUCCCUGCCUCUCC
Messenger RNA from Prorocentrum cordatum, 439 nucleotides. NCBI's taxonomy places the organism in Eukaryota, Dinophyceae, Prorocentrales, Prorocentraceae. The record is from the annotation of a GenBank genome assembly.